GAAGUCUUUAUUUAUUUCGUCGACUUGCGUCACGAGGCGCGACGCCUCGUCUCGAUCAACGCGUCAUCCCUUUUUCCCGCCACUCGUCGUCAUCAGCCAUCGCUACUCGGCUGCUCCUCUUCCUCGCGCGCGGCCCUUUUUGGCGCGAGUGGCUUUCCCGAAGGACGAUGGCGGCGGACAUGGCACGAUAUGCUUCCCAUGUGACUCUCAUGCUGCUGACACAUGGAGCUCAAUGGAGCUCGGCGAGCUCGCGCGCGACACGCGACGCGAGACGUCGCGAGAUAACGCGCUCCACUCGCUCGAACCAGACGCGUCGAUCUCGCCAGGACACUUUGCGACUGGCCAUAUCCAUAAGGAUAUCCGUUGCGCGGAAGCUCGUGACUUUGAAGGAAUAUGCACGCGAGACCAACUUUCAUUAAGAGGUGGAAAAAGAGCUGAGUUUACAUCUGAUGAGGAUUCCAUCAACAAUGAUGCGUGCAGCGAUAUCAGCGGCCAAUCCGACAAUCGUAGCGUACAGGAGGAUGCGAAUGACAACGAGGUGGACGAGCUCGCUCAGCAGGAGGCGUUCGAGGAGAAGCUGAAGGAGGCGAUCGACGGCCUGACGCAGAAGAGCGCGAAGGGCCGCACCGUCUGCUUCAAUGGCAUAGAGAAAAUUUUCGCCCUCAAGUACAUACCCGAUUUCGUGGAGGACAGAAAAAUGACCAUUACGGAUGCCGUGGAACGUGGCCUGAAGAAAGGACGGGGCGAAGAGCAGUCGACGGCGGCCAGAUUGAGCACCCUGCUGUGCGUCCAAUUGGGCGCCUUCGAGAGCGCCGAGAUAGUCUGCAGAGAUCUAAAAUCGACUCUUAUCUUCAUCGCUAACGACAAUACAGCUUCUGUUCACGCUCGCGCCGAGUGUUGCUGGGCAUUGGCCAUGAAUCAAUUCUUGUCGGGCAAUGAUGCGACCGACACCAUGGAAAUUGCCCAGUUACUGUCGUCUAUCUUUUCGGGCUCCUAUUUAAAAGGAAACGGCGCGAUCGCGAACAUAUCCACAGACGUGGCGGCGCUCCACGUUGCAGCUAUCUCGUCGUGGACCCUACUGCUGACGGUCAUGACCUCCGCUGAUGUUUACAAUUUGCUCGCGAGCAGCAGAACGAACAGUUACAUGCCCUCGCUCAAUCGAUUGCGCGAAUUGUUAAAAUCACCGCAUCUCGACGUACGUCUGUCAGCCGGCGAAGCACUGGCGGUGAUAUUCGAACUCGGUCGUGAUUUCUCCUGCGACUAUGAGCAGAAUUGGGCGCUUGACCUAGUCGAAAUUCUAAAAGAACUCGCCACGGAUUCGAACAAGUAUCGCGCUAAGAAAGAUCGCAAACAGCAACGCGCUAAUUUUAGAGAUAUUCUGCGUUAUAUCGAGGAAGACAUCGUUCCGGAGAUGCAUGUGAAAUUUGGUCAAGAAAUUCUCUAUUUAGAAGGAUGGUGCGCGAGAACCCAGUACAACGCCUGCUGCCGACUAUUGGGUCCCAGCAUCAAUAUCCAUCUUGCUGAAAAUCAACUCUUGCGCGAAAUCUUUCACCUCGGCAACAAAGUUUUACUUCCACCAAUCACGAUCAAAACGAGUAAAUUAGAGAGGACAUUGAUGAACGCGGCCGCGUUCAAAGCACGCACCAUUCAGCGUAACAAAAAUCGCGACAAACGAUCUGCGGCUAUGGCACCGUAAUCACACUUCUGCUUUCCUAUGCUGGUUGUUUCAUUUUUUUAGUGUAAUGCAAGUAUAUUUGAAUUUUUUAAUUUAUUGCAACUACAUAUAAUAGCAUAAAUUGUUGUUUUCUUCAAUCGAUUCGCGAGUCGAAAUUUCAGAUAUUUCACGUGGUACACGUCCUUUAAAUCUGAUGUGAAUAUGUAAUUCAUCUCGUCGUUUUAGCUAUAUUUAUUUAGUAAAUAUUUAUUAAUGAAAUCCACCUGUAUAUACAAGUCAAAAUAUGUGUAUAUACAAUCGUAAUGCUGGUUACAAUAAUUGCAUUUCAUAUAAAUUAUUUCAGUACGUAUAUUAAAGUUUUAUCAAAUUAAAUAUUGAUCUUUUCAACUAUUAUUGUUCUCCUCUUAUAUAUGUAUGUAUAAAAGAGGCUAAAUAUACUAUACACGUUGAUUUUGGCAUUAAAAUUGCAAGUUGUAAUUGUUAUAGAUUGAUUUAUGAUGUUUAACAAAUGUAUUGUAAUGUGCAAACUCAUGGAAUUAUUUCGUACAUAACAGUACCUACAAAAUGUAUGAAAUAUUUACUAGCAUUGUACAUAAUUAAGUGUAAGUUGUAACAAUGUAUUCACCAAACUAAAGUAUAGAUUAUAUAAAGAUAAAA
Solenopsis invicta (red fire ant) is the source of this 2332-nucleotide messenger RNA. RefSeq names its product interferon-related developmental regulator 1 (gene Ifrd1). NCBI's taxonomy places the organism in Eukaryota, Metazoa, Arthropoda, Insecta, Hymenoptera, Formicidae. The record is from RefSeq and is a predicted model, not a curated record. Bases 233 to 1696 code for a protein of 487 amino acids. The transcript is spliced from 6 exons.